GCAUCGAUUGAAUCUGGGAUUGAUUCGUCGAAACGCGCUCAAAGCGCAUGCGCACCCUUCCUCCUCCCUUUCUGCCAAAAGUGUCCGCAAUGGCACCGAUUAAGAAGCCUGUUGUGAAGGGUGGCAAGAAAAAGAAGCAGGUCCUGAAGUUCACACUGGACUGCACCCACCCUGUUGAGGAUGGCAUCAUGGACGCUGCUAACUUUGAGCAAUUCCUGCAGGAGCGCAUCAAAGUGAAUGGAAAAGCUGGCAACCUGGGUGGCGGUGUUGUCUCCAUUGAAAGGAGCAAGAGCAAAAUCACAGUGAUGUCAGAGGUCCCCUUCUCCAAAAGGUACCUGAAGUAUCUCACAAAGAAGUACCUGAAGAAGAACAACCUGCGAGACUGGCUGCGCGUGGUCGCCAACACCAAGGAGAGCUACGAGCUGCGCUACUUCCAGAUCAACCAGGAUGAGGAAGAGGAGGAGGACGAGGAUUAAGUUCACGGCUCUGUUUUGUAAAUGAAAUAAAUUUUCAAAAGAA
Molecule: messenger RNA, 519 nt
Organism: Trichomycterus rosablanca
Lineage: Eukaryota; Metazoa; Chordata; Actinopteri; Siluriformes; Trichomycteridae
Gene: rpl22
Product: ribosomal protein L22
Exons: 4
Coding region: 48-476 (142 amino acids)
Biological process (GO): cytoplasmic translation
Cellular component (GO): ribosome
Molecular function (GO): RNA binding; structural constituent of ribosome
Source: RefSeq, a predicted model, not a curated record